This is a messenger RNA of Phalaenopsis equestris, 476 nucleotides long. RefSeq names its product late embryogenesis abundant protein, group 3-like. The transcript is spliced from 3 exons. The record is from RefSeq and is a predicted model, not a curated record. NCBI's taxonomy places the organism in Eukaryota, Viridiplantae, Streptophyta, Magnoliopsida, Asparagales, Orchidaceae. Bases 42 to 314 code for a protein of 90 amino acids.
UCUUCUGUGUGUAAAGCAAGAAUCUAAAGGAAACAGUAACAAUGUCGACUGAGGACAAGGCUGCCUAUCAUGCUGGCGAGGCUAAAGGACAAACUCAGGAGAAAACGAAUAAUUUGCUGGGAAAGGCUUCUGAUACGGCAGCAGAAGCCAAGGACAAGACUGCCGAGACUGCUCAGGCAGCAAAGGAUCAUGCAGUAGAAGGGAAGGAUAAUGCUGGUAGCUAUCUACAGCAGGCUGGAGAUAAAAUUAAGAGUGCUGCUCAGGGAACUACCGAAGCUGUUAAGAACACUUUGGGCCUGGGAGAGCAAAAAUAGAAGGAACUGGGCAUUAGCAUUGACUUACGAUUUAGUUAUGUUUGCUUUUGACUGCUUUUAUUUUAAUAAUAUGCUUUAGCUUCGGUAGUUGUCUAAUUUCAUGUUUUGAAAUGAUAAAUGGAAGCUUUUUAGUUGGUGCUAUCAUUAAAUUAGUAGGUGACA